AUGACGACAUCCGGACCGCCACCAUGGGCUUCCAAGUACAUCGCGGAUGUCGAACUACACGGACCGCUAUCUUCGCCGAUCUGCGUCGUACGCAAAGGCACCACCUGCCAAUAUCAAGUUCAAGUCGGCAAAGAGAGUAGGUCCUUCUUGCAUCAUCCUCUCUCUCCAACAGGAAGGAACGAGUGGGGCGACUUGUUGAAGAGGUUCAGCAAAGAAGAGAAGAGCAGAAAAGUCGACUUUCCUGGUGUCGCUCACCCGCCGAUUGUUUACAAGCCUAGUGAGUGGGUGUGGGAGAGGAUGGAUAGCAAUAUCAGGACGAUUCUCAUCCGCGCCUUGCAGAUCUCGAAUAGAAAUGUUACGAUCAAGGAUUUGAGCGACAAAAAGAACGUGGACGCAGUCGAGCACCUCGAGCGCAACCACCGACAGCUCUAUCACCCCAGUGAUCGAGAGAGGCUGGCUGUUUUUGAGGAUGAACACAAGCUGUCCUGCUGGGCUCGUCACUUCGGCAGAGGAUUGAUCGUUGUCAGCCCUGAGUUGAACCUGGACCGUAAGAACUACUCAGCCCAUAUGCAACCCAACUACAAAGAACGACCCGCGCUUCGUGCACGAUACAGCACCGGAAUACAAGAGGAGUUUCCGCCGAUCGUCCUUGGGUGUCUUCCGAACGGUACGCAAGCCAAGAUAUGGUUCUGUUUGGAACCGGUUGAUACCACCAAGAAUGUUCUUAAGAGUCUCUGGGAAGGUUGCGACUGGAUCAACGACGUCGAACAGUUCAUCUGGGCUGCUGUCUCGUUCCAACGUACGAUCGUGUUGCAGGCUACCCCAGUUCCAGAUCAGCAUUUGGGCGAGGUCCUCAAGCAAUACGGACAGUAUCUCUUGAAUAAUUACGGCAAGCCCUUCGAAUACAAGAAGGCCAAGUGCAGCCCUGCCUCUCCACAGGUCACCUUCCAUGAGCUCACUCAGUGGAUCCUCGCUUCCAACGAGACGAGCAGCGCGAAGCGUUACGCGAAGGCCUGA
Molecule: messenger RNA, 1017 nt
Organism: Alternaria atra
Lineage: Eukaryota; Fungi; Ascomycota; Dothideomycetes; Pleosporales; Pleosporaceae
Exons: 3
Coding region: 1-1017 (338 amino acids)
Source: RefSeq, a predicted model, not a curated record